Molecule: messenger RNA, 644 nt
Organism: Megalopta genalis
Lineage: Eukaryota; Metazoa; Arthropoda; Insecta; Hymenoptera; Halictidae
Product: putative salivary secreted peptide
Source: RefSeq, a predicted model, not a curated record
CGCAUCAGAAGCCGACGAGAAUCGUGAUUCCUUCAGUUCGCGAGAAGUACAAGGGAGAGAGAGAAAAGUUCGCCAUGUCUGCUCAGAAGCUGGUUGCGUGCCUGGCGAUUGCUCUGAUCGCCGUGAUCGCCACCGAGGUCACCUCGGACCCGAAUUACAACUACUACGCCAGCAAUAACAAGUCGUACAACUUGUCCAUCGGCUACAGACAGCCCGGCGACAAGCUGAUGCUCCGCGAAAAUGUCAUCGUGUCGAGCAGCUGGAUGCAAGUCAAAACUGUCACGAAGAAGUUCAACGUGUCGCAAUGGUACAGGAUCACUUUGGUCGAGGCUAUCGAUCAGAAGACGAACGGGAACGGUGCUCGCCCAUCCCUGAUCGCCGGCGGACCCGGUUACAGCAACGUCACCCUCAAGUUCACCAGCCAGAGGGGCCACGGGAUCAACUUCGUGGUCAACGUGUACGCGCGUUAAUGUGACGAUCAAUCGCGCCGCCGACGACGCGGACAACGUUCCUGUAGAAGGAUCUUCGUUUCAUGAAAGUAUUCAACGAUCCGACUAUUUACGUCUCUCCGAGACGCGUUAUCAUAUGGUUGCGCGCUCUAGUACGAAUUAUGCGAACGGAAUAAAAAUACCUUGACACCAUUG